CUGCUGCCGCUCACCCCGUGUCUUCUGGCCGCUUCCCUCUUUGCUGCCCCUCCCCACAGGCUCCCCCUCUCCACCUCCUGGGGACCAUCAUGAAUGGUGCCCCUUCCCUGGAGGACGGGGCCUUCCCCUCUCCUCCUCCCUUGCCACCACCCCCUCCCCCUAGUUGGCGGGAGUUCUGUGAGUCCCAUGCCCGGGCCGCUGCCCUGGAUUUUGCCCGCCGUUUCCGCCUGUACCUGGCCUCCCACCCCCAAUAUGCAGGGCCCGGGGCCGAGGCUGCCUUCUCCCGCCGUUUUGCUGAGCUCUUCCUGCAGCAUUUUGAAGCUGAGGUGGCCCGGGCCUCUGGUUCCCUCUCACCACCCAUCCUGGCUCCUCUGAGUCCUGGUGUGGAGAGCCCACCACAUGACCUGUCCCUUGAGAGCUGCAGGGUGGGCGGGCCUCUGGCUGUGCUGGGCCCUUCUCGAUCAUCUGAGGACCUGGCCGGCCCCCUCCCUUCCUCGGUCUCUUCCUCUUCUACAACCUCCUCCUCGAAGCCGAAGCUAAAGAAACGCUUCUCCCUCCGUUCAGUGGGUCGCUCCGUCCGAGGUUCAGUCCGUGGCAUCCUGCAGUGGCGGGGCACCGUGGACCCUCCCUCCCCAGCUGGGCCCCUGGAGACCUCGUCAGGCCCCCCAGUGUUAGGUGGCAACAGCAACUCCAACUCCUCUGGUGGGGCUGGGACCAUUGGCAGGGGACUGGUUAGUGAUGGAACAUCCCCGGGGGACAGAUGGACUCACCGUUUUGAGAGGCUGAGACUCAGUCGGGGAGGAGGGACCUUGAAGGAUGGAGCAGGGAUGGUGCAGAGGGAAGAGCUGCUGAGUUUCAUGGGGGCUGAAGAGGCAGCCCCUGACCCAGCUGGAGUGGGCCGGGGAGGAGGGGCAGCUGGGCCUACCUCAGGGGGAGGAGGGCAACCUCAGUGGCAGAAGUGUCGCUUACUGCUUCGAAGUGAAGGAGAAGGAGGAGGAGGAAGUCGCCUGGAGUUCUUUGUACCACCCAAGGCAUCUCGGCCUCGGCUCAGCAUUCCCUGCUCUACCAUCACGGAUGUGCGGGCGACCACAGCCCUGGAGAUGCCUGAUCGAGAGAACACGUUUGUGGUUAAGGUGGAAGGCUCCUCCGAGUAUAUCCUGGAGACAGCUGAUGCUCUACAUGUGAAGGCCUGGGUGUCUGACAUCCAAGAGUGCCUGAGCCCGGGGCCCUGCCCUGCUACCAGUCCCCACCCCAUGACCCUCCCGCUGGCCCCUGGGACCUCGUUUCUUACAAGAGAGAACACAGACAGCCUGGAGCUGCCCUGCCUGCAGCACUCGGAGAGCCUGCCCAGCCAGGAUCUGCUGCUGGGACCCAGCGAGAGCAACGACCGCCUGUCACAGGGGGCAUAUGGGGGCCUUUCAGACCGCCCUUCAGCAUCCAUCUCCCCUAGUUCCGCCUCCAUUGCUGCCUCCCAUUUUGACUCAAUGGAACUGCUUCCCCCAGAGUUGCCACCCCGCAUCCCCAUUGAAGAGGAACCCCCGGCUGGGACAGUUCAUCCCCUCUCAGCCCCCUACCCACCCCUGGACACUCCAGAAACAGCCACAGGGUCAUUCCUGUUCCAGGGGGAGUCAGAGGGAGGUGAGGGGGAGCAGCCCCUCUCAGGGUAUCCUUGGUUCCACGGGAUGCUCUCUCGACUCAAGGCUGCCCAGUUAGUACUGGCCGGAGGCACCGACUCCCAUGGUGUUUUCCUGGUACGUCAGAGUGAGACGAGGCGGGGCGAAUACGUCCUCACUUUCAACUUCCAGGGCAAGGCCAAGCACCUGCGUCUGUCGCUGAAUGAGGAGGGUCAGUGCCGGGUGCAGCACCUGUGGUUCCAGUCCAUUUUUGAUAUGCUCAAGCAUUUCCGGGUGCACCCCAUCCCUCUGGAGUCUGGAGGCCCCAGUGAUGUUGUCCUUGGCAGCUAUGUGGUGUCCUCCCAGCGGCAGCAGGAACCGAACACCUCCCACGACCCACCCCCACCCCCUGAACCCCCCUCAUGGACAGAUCCCCCACAUCCUGGGGCAGAAGAGGCGUCGGGGAUGUCAGAAGUGGCAGCAGCAACAGCCACAGCAGCCAAAGAGAGGCAAGAGAAAGAGAAAGUGGGCAGUGGAGGGAUCCAGGAAGAGCUGGUCCCCGUGGUUGAGCUGGUCCCCAUGGUUGAAUUGGAAGCGGCCGUGACACCAGGCAUGGAGGUCCAGGGAGGCCCUGGAUCUGGUGGGGUCCCUGAAGCAACACCAAUGGUGCAGCUCCAGCAGUUACCACUAGGGGGUGAUGGAGAAGAAGGGGGCCACCCCAGAGCCAUUAAUAACCAGUACUCCUUUGUGUGACACCCUACCCCUACCCUUUCUCCACUUUCUUGCUCCUCAGCCCUCAGUUCCUGAGACGGGGGCUGAGCAGGCACAUAGAGGAGCGGUAGGAAUCCCCUCCCCAUAUGCUUCCUUACCCUUGAUGGCCAAGGGCAUAUAUGCUGGUACAAGAAGAGGUUCGUUCAAGAGUCCCGUUAACUCCCCAGUUCAUACACUACAGGUGCCCGGUCCCCUGGGGAGGGAAUUUGGGCUCCUUUACCUCUCCAAGGGGCUCUAUGGUCAGCCCCGCCCCUGGGGGCCAUUUCCCCAUUAUCUACCCCUCAGCCCAAGGAGGGGUGAGGGGGAAGGGCUGUCAGUUAAUAUUAAGGUGGUUGUUGUUGUUGUUUUAAACAAAAUGGAGAAGCAUAAAUAAAUAAAAGGGUUUAUCUCAGUU
This is a messenger RNA of Eptesicus fuscus (big brown bat), 2778 nucleotides long. RefSeq names its product SH2B adaptor protein 1 (gene SH2B1). Lineage: Eukaryota; Metazoa; Chordata; Mammalia; Chiroptera; Vespertilionidae. The coding region runs from base 90 to 2366 and encodes 758 amino acids. The transcript is spliced from 8 exons. Gene Ontology annotation, molecular function: transmembrane receptor protein tyrosine kinase adaptor activity. The record is from RefSeq and is a predicted model, not a curated record. Gene Ontology annotation, biological process: intracellular signal transduction. Gene Ontology annotation, cellular component: plasma membrane.